Molecule: messenger RNA, 4500 nt
Organism: Labrus bergylta (ballan wrasse)
Lineage: Eukaryota; Metazoa; Chordata; Actinopteri; Labriformes; Labridae
Gene: nr2f6b
Product: nuclear receptor subfamily 2, group F, member 6b
Biological process (GO): negative regulation of transcription by RNA polymerase II; cell differentiation; anatomical structure development
Molecular function (GO): RNA polymerase II cis-regulatory region sequence-specific DNA binding; zinc ion binding; nuclear receptor activity
Source: RefSeq, a predicted model, not a curated record
GGGAGCAAGGCAGAGACACAGAGAGAGGAUUGAGAGGAGCAUGAGAGAGGAGUAGUGGAGGAUAUAUCACUGAGCUGCUUUCCACUGCAGCGCCUGGCUUUCACUAAAAAAGCUCUGUGACUGUGUUUUUCCUGCUCUUGUUUGCCUAAUUUAUUCCUGCCGGUGCCAACAGAAAGAAAGAAAAGCGGAUGGGCAGAGUUGUAAAGAGUGCAACAGUACACCCUGACUUGCUGACAGGGAAUGCAAAAGAGGUUCUGGCCUCUGGUUGUUACUGCUGGAUGGACAAGCACUGACAAAACAAGAGAAGAAGAGAGGGACGACACUUUGAGAGAGGAGGCCAAACUGCAAACAAGGACAUUUUCUCGAGUCUGGUUUUGUUUAAGGUUGUUGUUUUUCUCUGUGACAUUUGAGCCUCUUGACAGAACAGACUCUUAACGAGUUGGAGGAGCCAAAAGAAAACUUUCCUUCUUCACCAAAGAAGCAGAAGAGGAGGACUUAUUUCAAGAGUUUGAGAGAUAAUGCAGUCUUUCUUGCUGCUUAUUUCAAUACCAAGCGCGGAAUCCGGAUAGUUUUCAGCCAUUUAUAAAGGAAAGAUAUGCUUCCUGGUUAGAAAAAAAAAAAUCAUCGUAUAAAGAAAGCUGAAGUUGAAUGUGGUAAUUUCACAAACAAAUCCUGCUGUCCAAGCUUUUUAAUUUUUCUUUUGUAAUUUUGGCAUUUCCAGAGCAAAACCUUAUUUUUCCUCUUCAUCACUAUCCCCUCAGCGUCUAUAACAGCCACGACAAGUCAAGAGUGAGUCUGGACUAGAACUGCCUCAGAUCAGCAGAUAACACCUCUGCACGGCAGGAACUGGUUGGACUAGUUUAUAAGUUGGAGGAGAGGGCAGGGCAGUUUAACCCUGCUUGAAGGAGAGCUGUGUUGUCAUUUUUCCUCCCACUCGCUUGUCCUUUUUGGAGAAAGUCCUACCCUGUCGCUGACAGAGGGGCACAGCUUCUUUUUCCUUUGGAUUGGACUCGGUUUGGUGCCCAUGCUUACGGAUAAGUGAGGUGUUUUGUACCUUUUACUUCUUCCACAAGGGGGGGGGGAGAGAAAGUGAGAGGGAGGGAGAAAGAGAGUCAAAGUGUAAUUUAUUGUUUCCUGUGAAAAGAGCAAGGCUGCACCCUUUUCUUCUGCUUGAACUCUGAACCGCUCAAUGUGUGUCUGAAGUUUUUCUCAGAACUCCGUGGCCAUUGAUCGGAGGUCAGGACACAGAACACGAGGGUGAAAGACAAGAACAGAGAGAGCAGAGGGAUUAUAGAAGAGAGAGAGAGAGAACAACACUGCCAAGGACCUCCAGGUCAUUACAACCGCACGGCAAAGGGGAGAAAAGGUCAACACGAGAGAGCACGAGACAACUUUUUGUCCUUCUUUUGAGUUCUUCUUGGACAGAACUUGCCUUUAACACAAACUGGAGCUGCUGUUCUCUUGUGUGGAGCCAUUUUUUUAGACUUUGAGUGUAGUUUGAAGCUGGGGGACCGGGCGGGUCUGUGUAUGAUCCACUCUCAGGGCUGCGUGGCUCAGAGAAUAUGGCCAUGGUGAGCGGGGGAUGGGGCAACCCCAACGGGGACACUAAUGGACUGGGGGAGAAGGCUUACCUGAGGAGGGAGGAAGAUGACGGCUCGCCUCAGGCUGGGAGCAGCGAUGUGGACGUCGCGGACGAGGACAAGUCCUGCGUGGUGGACUGUGUGGUGUGCGGGGACAAGUCCAGCGGGAAGCACUACGGUGUGUUCACCUGUGAGGGCUGCAAGAGCUUCUUCAAGAGGAGCAUCAGGAGAAACCUCAACUACUCCUGCAGAUCAAAUCGAGAAUGCCAAAUCGAUCAGCAUCACCGCAACCAGUGCCAAUACUGUCGUCUGAAGAAAUGUUUCCGUGUUGGAAUGCGCAAAGAAGCAGUCCAGCGAGGGCGCAUCCCUCCAGCUCACACAGGUAUCAGUCCAAACUCCAUGGCAGGAGGAGUUGGUGGACCAGUACCAGGUCACAUUGGUGCGGACUUCUUCAACGGACAGCCAGUGUCAGAACUCAUCUCCCAGCUCCUCCGGGCUGAGCCGUACCCUAACAGCCGCUACGGGACCCCUUACAGUCAGGCACAAAUGCAGGCGUCUGCGAGCGGAGCCUCCGUCAUGGGCAUCGACAGUAUCUGUGAGCUGGCCGCCCGGCUCCUCUUCAGCACCAUCGAGUGGGCCAGAAACAUCCCAUACUUCCCAGAGCUUCCAGUCUCAGAGCAGGUGGCGCUGUUGAGGCUGAGCUGGAGCGAGCUCUUCAUCCUGAAUGCAGCUCAGUCUGCCUUGCCUCUACACAUGGCUCCUCUGCUGGCAGCUGCCGGGUUUCACUCGUCCCCCAUGUCAGCUGAGCGUGUCGUGUCCUUCAUGGACCAGGUCCGGGUUUUCCAGGACCAGGUGGACAAGCUGAACCGGCUCCAGGUGGACUCAGCUGAGUACAGCUGCCUCAAAGCCAUUGCACUGUUUUCACCAGAUGCAUGCGGGCUGACUGACCCGGCCCAUGUAGAGUCCCUGCAGGAGAAGGCCCAGGUCGCCCUGACAGAGUACGAGAGGUUACAGUACCCAAAUCAGCCUCAGCGCUUUGGCCGCCUCUUGCUGCGCCUACCGGCUCUACGAGCUGUGCCAGCAAACCUCAUCUCCCAGCUCUUCUUCAUGAGACUGGUGGGCAAGACACCUAUCGAGACGCUGAUCCGAGACAUGCAGCUAUCAGGGAGCUCCAUCAGCUGGCCCUACGUACCAGGACAGUAAACCUUGCUGAGUCCACAGUGAGACUCACCGAGAUCAGAUUGGGAGGAAACAGAGCUACAUACAAGCACAAACUGAAUGUUAUGGAUACAAACUGGUAUCUCAGAAGUUUAUGGUACUGUUUGUGAGCAUAAAGGUCAACUUUUCCCACAUUUUCUGUUUAAAGUUUGGUCUAAGGCAAACUAAAGCUGCCUUGGGAGAACUAAACGUGUAAUUGUCUUUAUAUUUAUGUUUGCAGCACUUGUGAGUUUAGCACUGGCCGCUGUCUGAUCUCUCUCAGUCUCACUUUGGAGAAAAAAAACCAACAAUAACAGAGCUUUAAGUGAAGUUCAGACUCUAAAAUGAGGCCAUGUGCCUGUACUACCUCCUCCCAUAUCACCCCUCAUGUGACUCAGUUUGAACCAGGCUCUGUGUGUUCCCCCUGAUUUAUUUUUCUUUCUUUUGAAUCAAAGAGAAGCCAUAGAAUUGCCACUUUCAAAGGCAGGACUUCAGUGGCAGCUUUGGAGUUUUUACAUCGUCACAGUCAGUUAUGUCAUGUUCGAUAAAUAUCAGACUGUCACCAAAUGUAUUUGUCAAAGACUGCAAAGAAUCACGUUGUACGACAUAAAAACAAAGACAAGGCAAUGGCAUUGUAUUGUAUAUUGUACUGUUUGAAGUAUUGUGUAUAUUAGACAUUUUGUAUGUUAUAAGGAAUAGUUCAACAUUAUGGGAAAUAUCAUUAUUGCUUUCUUGUAUGUUAACAUGAGGUUGAUUUCACUUUCAUGUCAUUGCUGCCAAUAUGAAGCUACAGCUAGCUUAAAUUAGCCUAGUUUAGCAUAAGGACUGGAAAAAAGGAUGGUACAGCUAGUCUGAAACUAUCUUAAGGCAAUACAAAAAAAAAACCUCCAGCCAACACCUCUAAACCUAACUCAUAAAUAAAGGUGCUGUAGCUCUGGUUUGUUACCAUUAGACAGAGCGUUGAUAAUUAUUCCAGUCUGUAUCCAGCCUUUAUACCAAGUUAAGCUAACUAGUUGCUGUGCAUACAGUAAUUCCUAAAUGGUUAGCUAUUCCUAAAAUAUAGUAUAUUGUACAAUGUUGUGCUUGCAGAUGUAAUGUACAUUAAGUGGAGGGGAAUGUGCUCAAACACAACCUGGCUCUCAGAUAGUCACAUCCCUGUCGAACAUUAUUACCUCAUAUUUUAUACAUCAAAGACGGAGAUUGUAAAUCCAUGUGCUAAAGAUGAAUAUAAAGGGAUCAAGGUGUCUUUACCACAGAAACCAUUAGCAGUUAUAGUCCCCUUAUAGACCUCCACCACACUUUGUCCAAAAUGUAUUUUAAAAAUGUUUUGAAAUGUCAAACUUGAUAUAAGCGGAGACCCAAAGUUUGACAUCAUUAACAGGAAGCUGCAGUCUGGUGACUUUUGCGCUUUUGUUAAAUCUCAAACGGUUUGUUUGCUUUUAUAAAGGUAGUGGUAGAUCAUUUGGAUUUUUUUCUUUCACAUAUUUGGUUUCCUUUUUUAAAGCAUCUUGCAAAAGCACCACCACGUGGACAGAGGUCAUGUUCAGAUAAUUAUUCUUAUGCAAAGUUCUCCAUGUGUUGUAUGCGUUGAAAGGUUAUGGAUUUUUGUUGGUACUAAGAUAAAGGUACUAAGUCGUCACAUUCAUGAGUGUUUCUGCCACUAACUGCAGCUCAUUGUGACAAAUGUUUUCUCUUGCCAAAUUAAAUGACUGAAAAAAACAUA